CUCAGUGUAGGGGGUUGCCUGGGCGUGGAGCCGGCCAAAGCUCCCGCAGCUAGCGAGCUCAGAAGCAUGAUUCGCUGGACACUUGUUUUUGCUGUUUAAAUGCUGAUGUAACAAUUAAAGUAACUAUCUGAAGGACCCCAGCAAACUCACUUUUCACAGAGGCCCUGGCAGGGGACAUUCUCCAGGGAGACAAGAUGAAUAUCAAAGCAGUCAAAGUUCUGUGUCUGCUGGGGGUCUUUUUCCUCAUGCUGCUUGGGUCCCUCCUGCCCGUCAAGAUAAUAGAAGCGGAUUAUGAGAAAGCUCAUCGCUCCAGGAAGGUCAUUGCCCUCUGCAAUUCCUUCGGAGGAGGGGUCUUCCUGGCCACCUGCUUCAACGCCUUGCUCCCCGCCGUACGAGAAAAGCUUCAAGAAGUUCUCAAGCUUGGGAAGGUGACCACAGACUACCCCCUGGCCGAGACCAUCAUGCUGCUGGGCUUCUUUAUGACUGUCUUUGUGGAGCAGCUCAUCCUGACCUUUCGGAAGGAGAAGCCUUCCUUCAUCGACUUGGAGACCUUCAACGCCGGCUCAGACGUCGGGAGUGACUCAGAAUAUGAGAGCCCCUUCAUAGCAUCUUCCAGAGGGCGCACGCUUUACCAUGAGCACAGCCACCACUCCCACAGCCAUGGCUUGAACGUCCAGGAGCUUUCCCAAUCCAGCCCCUUGCGGCUCUUCAGCCUGGUGUUUGCCUUGUCUGCCCACUCCAUCUUUGAGGGCCUGGCCCUGGGCCUCCAGGAGGAAGGAAACAAAGUCAUGAGUCUGUUCUUGGGCGUGGCCAUCCACGAGACGCUGGUGGCUGUGGCACUGGGCAUCAGCAUGGCUAAGAUCUCAUUAACACUGAAGGACGCUGCCAAGCUAGCACUUACAGUGAGUUUGAUGAUUCCUUUGGGCAUUGGGAUCGGCAUGGGCAUCGAGAGCGCCCAGAACGUGGCCAGCAGCGUGGCUUCUGUGCUCUUACAGGGCAUUGCUGCGGGAACUUUCUUGUUCGUUACCUUCUUUGAGAUCCUGGCAAAGGAACUGGAAGAUAAGAAUGAUCGCCUGCUGAAGGUCCUCUUCCUGGUCUUGGGCUACACGACCUUGGCGUUGCUCGUCUUUUUCAAGUGGUGAAGGCUGGAGCGACGGACAGUAAACCCCGACUCCUCCCCGUUGUAAAUGGUGCUGAGAACAAGACCCCUUUCCAGCCAAGUAGGGACGCAGAGGAACACCACAGUCUGGGGGGUGUUUACGCAUCGACCUGGCAAAAGGAGAAUUGUUCCCUGGGGUGCACAGAAAAUGAGAUUGGGGAGUGUCCAAAAAGAGGUUUCGUGUGGCAUUGGAACAAUGGGUUGGGGAGUUGGUGCAGAGAUUGCUGGAGGUCAUGAUGAAGUAGUUGGCUGUAACGUUGCCUCCGAAGGGACCUUGUCAGCGGUGCGUUCUGCUAUUUGUCUAGCGAUCCCACCCCCCAGCACAGGAUAACCUGUGUCUCCUGCCUUCAGGCUCUGGGCUCCAAGGAGGUGAAAAGUAAUGGAGAAAUCAAACUGAAAGCGGGCUGGUAUAAUGGAGCGUAAGACAGCACUAAGCUGCUUGUACCAGUUUAGUUUUGAGUAAAAACUUGGCUGGUGUUAUUACCUGCCAAAAAUAUCAACUGUUCUGGGAUACCACAAAUGUCUUUUAGGUGUGAUUUGAGCCAGGAUCCUGUGGUGGCAGAGAGGCCGUUAACCCACAAAAAGUCCAUCGCGUCGGUAUUGUCCCUGAGAGAUUAAUCAAAGAAACAGUCCAGAGUCCUUUUUACCCCCACGUGUCAUGUUCCAUCACUGUUGUCUGGCCCUUCAUUGCACAGUCACUGAUGUGAAUCUCUAGGAGUUUGGGUAAUGAUCACUUUGAAAAAUUUAGCCUUAAAAUCCAGAAUCCUUUCCAAAGCAUCCAGGGAGCUUUGGCUACAUGGUCUUGAAUUGGUACAAAUGGAUGUUUGCAAUUUCCAGAAUCCAUAGUUUGGUCAUUUCAAUUGUCCGAGGUGGAUUUUGGUUUGUGGGGGGGGGGGUCACCCUUGGAUGGAUCUGAAAUGACUCUCCCAAAGCCACGUCUUCUUUGUGCUAACGUGUUUGCUUCUCUCUUAUACCGGCACGUCUCUUGGACUGACGAGGACCAACUGAUGGUGUCUGGCAACCAAUAUUUUAAUUGCUACAGAACACCAGAGUUAAUUAAUCUUACUUGGAAGAAAUGGGGAGGGGCUAAUUUUAGGCCUCAGAUGACCCCGGUUAGCAAGGGCCAAUUAAAAUUCAGUUUGGCUUGAUGUGCCAAUUUGGUUCCCAAAUACAGAAUUGUGGGCAGGUGGCACUGUAAACGUUCUCUCUGUUUUCUCACUCGUAGCUAGCCACCACAUGGAGGUUUGGCUCCUGCUCCGCAGUCACAUCCUGCUGCUUCUGUCGCUCGUCCUUCAUUCUGGCCUCUGGCUUUGAUGGCGAGACAGGCAUAGUGUCCAUAAUGACUUAGCUAUUUCUGCGUGUAAAAAACAUUCAAUCAGAUAUGCAAACUACACAACGGCUGUAAAACACGAGUGACGAGGGAGUAUCCUUGGGGGGCUUUGAUGCCGUGAGAUAGGAUAGAUUGUAUUCUUUCCUGCUCUCCCACGCCACCUUCGUAUCCGGGAAUCUAUCCGUUUGGUUUGGAUCUUGAAUCGUCCUCACCACUGGAGUGACUGAGACCUGGGGGAUGAGUCUAGAUGUUCUGAGUUCAAUUCUGACCCUGCCACAGAAGCCUUGAGUGACCUUGGGUAGGUCUUUCCCCCUCUGUAAAAAGGGGCUGAUGAUAUUUAUCCUGCCUCCUGGGGGUGUUGUGAGAAUUAGCCAGUUAAUGUCCCAGCUACGGAAGUGCUGAGUAUUAUCAUUAAAAAGGGGUUGUGCGUGCAGUGAGAAUAGACCCCAAUGUGUUUGACGUGGGCUUUAAUGUGAGGCCACGGGCAGUUCACAGGGGGCUGCUUUUAUGUUGUUCAUUUUGUAAAUCAAAGGUGGGAUGGGUAUUGCUGCUGGUCUACGUCUGGCUGCAGACCCUUUUGUCCUGCACAGGCUCCAUCCUGCAGGUAGGCGGCCAGAAGAUUUGAGCACCUCCCAGACAGUGCCAGGGUUUUCACUUGCCCAUUUGUUCAAGAGCAUUUUGUUUUCCUCCACUUCCACAUUCAGGAACCUCCUCCAACCCUUAGCUGGCCAGGCAGGGCUGAUAUUACAAUGUGGGAGCGGCAGUCUCUAUCCGACUGUCACAUGUACAGGCCUGUCAGUUCUCUUAUGCUCUGACUGGCGCUGUGUAUUUUGGGGUGAUGUGACCCGGAGAAGCGAGGUGCAGAAGAGUUGGCUCUCCCGUCUGUCGUCAGCGUUUUCCUGUAAGAGGAGCCAAAAUCCCAAGGUGGUAUCCAGAUUUGCAUCUCUCCUGUGGCAAACCACAACCACUGGCAAUGGCUGCCUUUUUACUGGCGCUCCCACGCACCUCUGCCAGCGCUCGUAGGAGCCCCUCGUAUGUGCUGAAUGUUAAUCAGAGCAAGGUAGGAGAUGGAGUGUCUCCCUGUAAGUGAUCCGCCGUCUGAAGGAUGCUCUCAAGCUAAACCAAUAGCCAAGGCUCAUCCCAGCAAAGCUCUAGUGAUUUGCGGGAACGUGCCUACCCCAGCCCAAACCAGGAAUAGAUUUCCUGGCCCAGAAAGAUGCACUUGCUCGGUGGCAGGUCUGGGUUAAGUGCCCCUCUCUGCAGAGUUUGUCCAGAGGAGAGAGCGAGAGUCCACGUUUCCUUCUCUGGGAAGUUAGCACCAUCUUCUGUCAGCAUCCAUCCCCCACCCUGCUAGUGCUGAGCGGGUGCCUGGCUCAGGCCUGCAGGAAGCCUCUUCAGGAGUGCAGGCGAGAUUACUUACUCUCUGCUGGGACACACAGGAAAGCUGCCCCGUGGCUCUGGGCAUGUGUUUGUGCGUGUGCACGUGUCGCCCACCACCACCCCUCCCCCCGGCCAGUGCUGCAGAUUUCCUUCCAUGGAACGUGGCUUUGAUUUCAUCUUGACGGACUCACAGCAAGAUCUCAGGACAGCUGGCUGGCCUUUAUGGACGGGGAGCUGCAAGGUCCAGCCCAGGCGCUGCACCGUGCUGAAAUCCUCCCAGUCGCAUCAGAUGGUAGAAGGGUCUUUGCAGCCGUUUACAUGGACGGAGUUAAACUGGGACAGGCGAGGGGUCAUUCAGCUCCUCUAACUGAAUGUCAUGCGCACAAAUACCACGUAGAGGAAGGGCUCCUCCUUUCCAGCGUGGGAUGAGUGAUGUAGACGUGCACGUGGAUCCCAUCCAGUCCCCUGGGAUGAUGUUUGGUCUGCCGAGGUUUUAACUUGGUCUAGCUACCGCUCAGCCUGCAGAUUCUUGUAUCAAGAAUGUCUAUACUGCCAUUUCUAGCCCCUCAAGCCAGAGUCAAUUGACCCAGGCUCGGUGCCUCGGCCCCCCAGUAGACACACCCCACGACACAAAAGGAGACAAUGGCCAAACUUAAAACUAGUCUUUGUAACAAGGAGAAAUACCUGGCUUUAGCACAGUUGUCUUCCCAGCCCAGACUAGAAAGAACGGUGAAAGCUCAGGGAACUCGAGUGGCUCUGAAAAUGUCACUCCCAUUUUCGUCUCUCUCAUAAAUGCUGGGUUUCUCCAAAGGAGUGUCAAUUCAGGAAUAGUGCUGUGGUUAGAGAGAGAUAGCAAACCUGUUAGUGGAAACAUCCCCUCGGCAGGGCAGAAGGUGUGUUCUCCAAUCAGAUAUCCGAUUUUCACCUUCUGUUAAAGACCAAGUGACUGUACCACUUUGGUGUAGAUUUCAGUUUCAAAAUAGUUUAUUUUACAAGCGUAUGUGUUUUUGAGCUAGACAAAUGCAAUGAAUUAGAUUUUCGCUUAGAUUCUAUUCAUCAGCUGCUCUGAGUUUAAGAGCGAGGAGGGCUCCAUGGGAAGUGAAUUUUAGAGCGCACUGGGGUUCUUCAGUGCUUGUGUCACAUCCUAAAUGGAUACGUGCGAACAGGGGCAUGGUCCCGGUGCUGUGGUUGCCACAUACAGACUCCUCCUUGGAAGAAGAGGCAGUCCCUGGUGAUUUUUUUUUUUUAAGCAAGGGUUAGGCAGACACAUCUGCAGCCUUUAUAAAUGGGACAGGGCGGUGGUUGUAAAUAGGAAUGCUGGUGUCGGUCUUAAUAUCUAAUAUGGGACAGAUCUAAAUGUCAGAUAACAUGGGUUAGAAAAUCAGGGGCUAUCUGGAUUUAAAUGAGUAUUUAACCACUAGGCCUCAUUGGGCAUUUUAGAUUGUAGUUCUCUGACCUUCUGGGGAUCCCUUUAUAAGGGGGAGAAUCUCUUCUUGGCCCAUCUGCCCUCCUGGCAUCCAAGUCCCCCAUCCCUGAUCUUCACUGUCCCCUUCUGUGGCUCUGUCCAGAGAGAUGUGUUUGUCUCGUAGCUGAGGGGUUGGGGUUAAAGUCCUAAUGCCAAAGCAGACAACACUAGGUACGAGAUUUCUUUAAAAGAACUCUAUGGUGUCCAAGAGUCAUCUGCACAGGAUGGGUAAAUCUCUGCGUGUACCCCAAGGUAUUAGCAAAGGGCUAAAGGCAUUGUCAGAUUGUGUGUACACACACACACAGAGUAGAGAGAGGGGGGCUGACGCUGUGGAGAUUGCUCUUGUGCAAGAGAUUGUGCUCACAGAGGAGGAAAGUGAAUUGAAAGUCCUCCUGGUAUGGACUGAGGUUUGGUGCUGGAUGCAGUCCCAACCCUCAACGCAGGAUUGAUCGUACUUGUUAAUAUUCCUGCAGAAGUACCCUUUAGAGCCAACCUGGCGCACAUGGGGCGAGGGGUGCUGGUCAGUUGUCAUCCUCAGUUUCCAGGGUUCCAGCUGGGCUGAUGGAAGGGGCGACCCUUUUGCAAUCAAGGCAGGUUUCUGUUUUGAUAGACUUUGGGAUUUAACCCCUUAAGAGCCACAAAGGUGGCCCGUUUUGCAGGUGGAUCAGGGCUGUGGGGUUGCUAAAAGCACUGUCUAAGGUCACACCUUUUCCUGUUACUCUCUGUGCCCCAGAACGAGCCACCCGUGUGUGUGAUGGGAAUAUUUAUUUAACCGCGCGGGUAACUUGUGGUUAUUAUUUGUACGGUGGCUAUUUUGUUUAGAAAAGCAGAAAGCUGACAACUGCUCCCAAUAAACACUUUUUGUUCUUUUUUUGA
Molecule: messenger RNA, 6210 nt
Organism: Malaclemys terrapin pileata
Lineage: Eukaryota; Metazoa; Chordata; Testudines; Emydidae
Gene: SLC39A3
Product: solute carrier family 39 member 3
Exons: 3
Coding region: 195-1142 (315 amino acids)
Biological process (GO): zinc ion transmembrane transport
Cellular component (GO): plasma membrane
Molecular function (GO): zinc ion transmembrane transporter activity
Source: RefSeq, a predicted model, not a curated record